This is a messenger RNA of Symbiodinium sp. CCMP2592, 1236 nucleotides long. Lineage: Eukaryota; Dinophyceae; Suessiales; Symbiodiniaceae. The record is from the annotation of a GenBank genome assembly.
AUGGAGUCGUCGAAAGCGAGUCCCACAACCCGGCUCUUCAACACGAUAAUGGUGACCAUGUUGGCGAUCUUGCUUGGGCUUUUCUGUGUUCGCCUGAAACUCAUUGUACCCGAACAAGGUGACCUCAAAGGUAUGGGAUUCUUCGUGAGCUCGAUCGCGUUUCCUUUGCUGGUCUUCCAAACCAUCGCAACUGCUUCGCUGGAGUCGAUCCACUUCUCUGUAAUUUUGGCGUGCAGCCUGGGCAAAAUCAUUGUCAUGGUGCUAACCUGGAUAUUGGCCUUCGUGGCCUUCAAGCCACACAGGUCCAUAGGGCAGCGUGUGUUGACCGCGUCGGUCUUUGCCUUCUUUGCAGUUGCUUCCAACGACUUUGCAAUCGGCUUUCCGGUUAUCGACGCACUGUAUAGCGAUACCUACGGCAUGGACGUCUACAUCGCAGGGAAUGCGGUCGUUGGUUCCUUUGUGUUUGUGCCGCUUACGAUGAUUGCUUUCGCUGUCGGGGGCGCCUUGCAGAAGGGAUCUGCCAGCGAGGGCGAGGGGAAGCGUAUCUCUGCAUGCCAAGUGGUCCAGACAAUCCUCAAAGACUUGUCCACGAAUCCUGUCAUCGUCAUGUCGUGCUUGGGCCUCGUCUUCAAGGUGGCACUUGGUGGGACGCUCGUCACAGUCGGUGGCAAGUCCCAGUUACCACCGCCUUUCCACGAUCUCGUUGAGCUCCUCACAGGACCGUUCGGUAUGUUGGCACUGUUCCUCACCGGCACCUCGCUGAAUUCUGCGCAGCUGGCAGUAUGGCCGUGCGGCCUAGUCCUGAUGAAGGUUGUGGUUUGCGCCUACCUUAGCUAUGCCUUCGGCACGCUGCUCUUAGGCAAGCACGACGCUGGCCCGGAGAAAGCCCUUGGAGACUUUACCUUCUUCUAUGGCGCAAUCCCCACCAGCAGUGCGCCGAUCCUCUUUGCCAGCAGGUUUGACCCCGAGGCAGCAGAGCUCAUGGCCACAGCCGUACUCUUUGGACUCAUCCUCGCAGGUCCUAUCAUGUUUGUCACUGCAUACUCUCUGAACGAGUCGGGGAACUCGGACCAAAGUAUGGCCGCCCUCACCAGGAUUCAGUUCAGCGCGGAUGCCGCCAGCAUCCUUGCAGGCCGCGCGCGCGCUGGGGGCGAGACUCUUCCGCGACUAAAGACCCUCCCGGCUGCUCUGGCCAAGGCCGCGCGCGCGCUGGGGGCGAGACUCUUCCGCGACUAA